GCGGGGCCGAGGCGGAAGUGGCAGAGCAGUGACUGAGGCGCGCUCGCCGGCGCCAGUCUGAGCCGGAGCGACGGCGGGACGGGCUCCGGGCGCGAUGGAGGCGCCGGGGCUGGGCGCCCAGUGCAGGAAUCCCAGCCAUGGCUCCCACCCUCUGGCAUUUGGUCGACAUGGCAUCUGUGCAAAUGAAAACAAAGAACUUGUCAAAGCAAAAGAAAUCCUUCCUCUUAUAGAGGACUCCAGUAACUGUGACAUCGUCAAAGCUACUCAAUAUGGGAUAUUUGAACGAUGUAAAGAGUUGGUGGAAGCAGGAUACGAUGUAAGGCAGCCAGACAGAGAAAAUGUGUCUCUUCUUCACUGGGCCGCCAUCAACAACAGGCUGGAUCUUGUAAAGUUUUAUAUUUCAAAAGGUGCUGUUGUAGAUCAGUUGGGUGGUGAUUUAAAUUCAACUCCUCUUCACUGGGCCAUCCGACAAGGACAUUUACCUACGGUCAUAUUACUGCUCCAGCAUGGUGCAGACCCCACUCUUAUUGAUGGAGAGGGAUUCAGCAGCAUUCACCUGGCAGUGUUGUUCCAGCACAUGCCUAUUAUAGCAUAUCUCAUCUCAAAGGGGCAGAGCGUGAAUAUGACAGAUGUAAAUGGACAGACACCUCUCAUGCUGUCAGCUUACAAAGUGAUUGGGCCAGAGCCAACUGGAUUCCUUAUAAAGUUUAAUCCUUCUCUCAGUGUUGUUGAUAAAGUACAUCAGAACACGCCACUUCACUGGGCAGUUGCAUCAGGAAAUGUCAGUGCUGUUGAUAAGCUUUUGGAAGCUGGUUCUGGCCUGGACAUCCGAAAUGCUAAGGGAGAAACACCUCUCGAUAUGGCUCUACAAACUAAGAACCAGCUUAUUACUCACAUGCUAAGAACAGAAGCCAAAAGGAGAGCCAACAAAAAGUUCAGACUUUGGAGAUGGCUGCAGAAAUGUGAGCUCCUCCUGCUGCUGGUGCUUUCUGUGAUUACCCUGUGGGCUGUUGGAGUCAUACUGGAUUUGGAUUCAGAUUCUUGGCUUUUAAAAGGAUGUCUUCUAGUAACGUUGUUUUUUCUGACAUCUUUAUUUCCAAGGUUCUUGGUCGGCUAUAAGAACCUUGUGUACUUACCAACAGUCUUUCUGCUAAGUUCCGUUUUUUGGAUAUUUAUGACUUGGUUCAUGAUAUUCUUUCCUGAUGUAGGAGGUGGCCGUUUUUGUUUUCCUUUCAUUUUCAGCCUAGUAGCCUUUCUCUACUUUUUCUACAAGACUUGGGCAACUGACCCAGGUUUCAGUAAGGCUUCUGCAGAAGACAGGAAAGUGAAUAUCAUCACCCUUGCAGAAACUGGCUGUCUGGACUUCAGAACAUUUUGUACAUCAUGUCUUAUAAGGAAGCCUUUACGGUCACUCCAUUGCCAUGUGUGCAACUCUUGUGUGGCUCGAUUUGAUCAGCACUGCUUUUGGACUGGACGGUGCAUAGGUUUUGGCAACCAUCACCAUUACAUCUUCUUCUUGUUUUUCCUCUCCGUUGUAUGUGACUGGAUUAUAUAUAAAUCUUUUGUCUAUUGGUCGAAUCAUUGUGGUUCAAUAAAGGAAGAUGGACUCUGGACCUACCUCAGUCAAAUUACAGCCUAUUCUCCAUGGGUUUUCUAUAUCUGCAUGCUAGCAACUUUCCAUUUUUCAUGGUCAACAUUUUUAUUACUGAACCAGCUCUUUCAGAUCGCAUUUCUGGGCCUGACAUCCCAUGAGAGAAUCAACCUGUUAAAGCAGCGGAGGCGUAUGAGACAGACACUGUCCCUCAGGAAGACACCAUACAACCUUGGCUUCACACAGAACCUGGCAGAUUUCUUCCAGUGUGGCUGCUUUGGCCUAGUGAAGCCCUGCGUCGUCGACUGGACGUCCCAGUACACCAUGGUUUUCCACCCAGCCAAAGAGAAAGUUCUUCGCUCUGUCUGAAGAAAAGCACCUCGGGACUCACUCCGACUAGUUCUUGUUUGUGUUGAUGCUCUGCAGCCUGAAAGGGAAAUGAGAUGUUCUCAGCUUGUGCUCCCCUGUCAGACCUAGAAAGAGGGACUGUUUCUGAACAGUCCUGGCCACGUCAUCCUUCAAAGCUUUUGUAUUUUCCCCAAGAACAUAUGAGUUACUUUUUUAAAAAAAUAGUACUCACUGAUUAUGAAUCAAAUAAGAGUAUUUUCAGAUACCGUAUUGGCUAUUUAAAAGUAGUGGUAUUCUUUAAACUUGUAAUUUUUCAUAAGUUAUUUGUCUUUGUUGUAUCUAUAAAUAUGUAAAGAGUAUUUAAAUAGAAAUAAUCUGUUUUGCUU
Messenger RNA from Nannospalax galili (Upper Galilee mountains blind mole rat), 2325 nucleotides. RefSeq names its product zinc finger DHHC-type containing 13 (gene Zdhhc13). Gene Ontology annotation, cellular component: Golgi membrane. The transcript is spliced from 17 exons. Lineage: Eukaryota; Metazoa; Chordata; Mammalia; Rodentia; Spalacidae. Gene Ontology annotation, biological process: protein palmitoylation. The record is from RefSeq and is a predicted model, not a curated record. Gene Ontology annotation, molecular function: palmitoyltransferase activity; protein binding. Bases 95 to 1960 code for a protein of 621 amino acids.